AUGGUGUCACAUCUACGCCGCCCUCAUCCUUGCUCUCUGCACUGUUGUAUGCAGAAAAUUCCCGAUACCGUCCGGGACUCGGACGCGGGCUCCGGCCUGCUAGCAAUGAGCGCGUUGAUCUGGGUUGUGAGGCGGUUCCAGCGCCUGACCGGCGACCUCCGUCGCAUUGCCACCAGCAUGGACAAGCCCACCGUCUCGGGGUUGAAGGCGCUGCGGAACGAGAUGGUAGCCCUCAUCAAGAAGCAAGUCCCGCUCAUACGGUCGGGGAAAACCGUUGUUGCUGCCGACGCCUGUGACGACGACGGCGAGGAAGUCCAUUCUGCAUCCGUACCAGUAGGGGUCGCCCCGAACGUCACUGAUGCGCGUGGCAAGUCGGGAGUCGGCGUCGACGAGGCCGAUGCGGCCGCAGGAAAGGGGGUGACCGGGACUGAGGUUGUUCACGGGGAUGAUGAUGGGGUCCAGGAUCGCGAGGAGGAACGUGAGGGUGAGGGGGGCUCGGACGAGUCGUCGGGGUCGAGGUCGGGGUCGGGAUCGGGGUCGGGCUCGGAGUCGGAGUCGGAGGAGGAGGAGGAGCAGGAGACGCAGGAGCACGAGAGGCAGCACCAGGAGGAGCAGUUGGUAGAGGUGGAGGACGUGGAAAUGGCGGAGGGGUACGUUGUCGGAGGAGCGGAGGAAACGGGUGGGAGAUCGGCGGAUGUCGAGAACGACGAAGGGGAGGGGAAGGGUGCGACAGCGAAUAUCGGCGAGGUCGGCGUGGAGGCGGCUCACGGAGGUGGUGGCAUGGUCGAGGUCGGUGAAGGGGAUAACGCCGCGGUCCCGGAGCAGAGGGGCGUGGAUGUGCAUACCGAUGCCAGCGCGGAGAAGGCCGGCGGGGAGCGGUCUAGGAGGAAGAAGGCGGCGAGCGGUCAUCCCGGUUCCACCGCGGCUGGGCGGCAGGCGCGGCUGGACGUCGUCGAUCAGCUGAGGGCGGAGAACAGGCGAUUGCGUGCAGACAAUGCACUCCUUGAACGGCGGCUCGGUGAGCAGACGGGGCGGGUCGACAGCUCGGCGGCGGCAUUAGCUGGGCUCCUCGAGAAGGGCCUCACCGACAACAUGGACAGCGCCAUUCAAUCGGCCAAGUCCUUCGCCGAGCUAGCGAGGCAGACGCUGCUGGAUCUUGACGAGCCCAAGGGACGAGCAGCGGUCGCACGCGCGACCGCGGUGAAGACAGUGACCGAGCACGUGACGGCAGAGGUGGGCGAGGCGAGGAAGGGGUUGGAGGAGUCGUUCAUCAAAUACAUCGGCGCCGCGCAGACCAACAUUGCCGCCGCCGUCGCGCCCCGCCUAGUCCAGCCGCCGCCGCCUACCGGCCCAGCGCAGGCCUUGCCGGAAGAUUUCCUGAAGUCUUUCAAGGAGGACGUGCUGAAGGCGGUGACGGAGACCACGCAGCAGUCCUUCCUCGCCUCCGGACUGAAGAUAAUGGCCGAGGUCGUCGGCACGGUGGCGUAUGCUCGGCGUGGGUCGUCGCCGUCGGCAAACGACGCCGGCCAAGCGCAACCUACGGAGGGCUUGAAGCUGGGUCACAAGAGGCGGGGAGGCGGCGGGGGGGGCGACGGGGACAAUUCGGCGAACACGAAGCGGAGCAAGAGAGGCGGGGGGUCUGGCGGCGGGGGGGGGGGGACGGAGACGAUUCGGCGGGCGCGAGGCGGACCAAGGGAGCGGCUGGUUCUCGCCACGGGCCAUGGUGGUGGGGGUCCCGCCGACGAGCAUGCCACUGAUGACGCACUGCCAAUGGCUCCGCCUUCGGUCGGCGUUAAGCCACCACGACAGGGUAGCGGUGUGAAAGGCCUGCGCGACAAGGGGAAGGCCGCCGCCAAAACGGCCCCAGGCGGGUCCGCGAAAGCUGGCCAGGGCCCGAAGACAGGGGUUGCGGAGGCGUCAGCGGUUCCUCACCAGUCUCCCGCGGGUGCACGCCAUCCGACCGGACCGUCUGCCGGGCGACCUACCGACGUCCCGCGCCAUGCCGACGUACCGUCUGCCGACAAGGUUGGCCGCGCGGGAAAAGGGGCGGCAGUUGCGGACGCGCUCAAGGAGCAGCUCAGGCUCCUAGCCGGCCACAGGGCUGUUCAACAGGCCCCCCCUGCUGUCGACGUCCCAUCGGCCAGUGGGCCACGUGUAGUGCCGGUCGUCGCCGCCCGUACUCCUGCAGACCCAAAGUCCGCGUUGUUGCGCGCCCAGCUGGGCGCACUAGCGUCGACUGAGAGGACUCAGCAGGCUUCUGGCUCUGGCUCUAAGCCGUCGUCGGCGAAUGUCGCACCACCCACCCAUGUGGCAGCUGAUGUGGAGAAGGCGGCGGAGAAGGGCGUUCGUGCCGCGCUUGCCACCGGCGGCGGCGCCGUUGAGGAGGUCCCCGCAGACGCUGAUAUCGCUGCCAUACAGGCCCAUCUGGAUGCAGCCAAUCCCCGAACCCUGGCCAUCUCCGACACGGAACAUGUGGAGCCUUCGGCGGGACUCGUCGGCAUCGCGGCAGAGCCUAGUGCGACCGGUGAUGCGGUCGGUGAAGGAAAGUCGGAACGGAAGUGGAAGGCGGGCUCACAGAGGAAGACGCGGGAGAAGUCGGAGGUGAAGGCGGCGGAUAAACAGAAGGGGAUGGCGGCGGAGACGGCGGCGGACAAAGAUCGAGGCGGCAUUGGGGAGGUUGAAGGGAAAGGGGAGAAUCAGGAGAAGUCGCCCGGCGAGGGUACGUCGACGGGGAGGAAGGGGAAGGACAAGUCGGUCGGAGAAGGUGCGCCGACCGGGAGAAAGAGGAAGGAGAAGGCGGUCGGCGAGGGUUCCUCGAAGGGGAGAAAGGGAAAGAGGAAGGCGGAGGAGGAGGAUGAGGAUGUCGAGGAGGUGGAGGAGGUCGAGCAGGAGGAAGAGGAGGAGGAGGAGGAGGAGGAGGAGGAGGAGGAGGAGGAGGAGGAGGAGGAGGAGGAGGAGGAGGAGGGGAAGGGCAAGGAGAGGAGGGGUCAUGGCAUCCGACACGAUACCUCGGGCGACAAGCAAGGGUGGGUCGGCGAGAUUAAGGUGCACGGCAUCAAUCGAUACAUCGGCAAGUCGCGGGACAAGAUGGGGCUCGCGUACGUUCACUCCAUCGCGUACGUCGUCUACGACGGUUUUGUGAGCAAGGUGCUCAUGACCGAGCUCACCGGCUUGGACAGCGCCGAAUUGGAGAGGUGGAAGGAGGUGUGGGAGGAGGUCAGGAUCUUGCCGACAGGGAUGUGGACGGUGAUGUGGGCCCGGGGUACGCUCCUUCCAAAGACACGGCUGACAGAGAUCCUCGACGCGUAUCGCCAUUACAAGUCCACAGGCGAUUGUCUCCACGCCGCGCUCCUGCCAGCGAUAUGGUACCCAGUCGAUGCUAGCACCGAGGAAGGCCGGGAGAAGUCGGCGUUCAUGAUGUCGGCGAUGAUAGGUCGCGUGUCAAUGUGCGCUGCAUAUGGGAAGACCGUUGCGGCAACGGCGAAGAAGGAGGGAGACAAGGAGGAGAAGAUGGAUAUGGCGGCAUGGGCGUUAGCAGCAUCCGCAUGCGCUGUGUGGUGCUUCGUCGAGAACGGCGAUGCCCAGCUGGCGGAUGCUGUGGAAGAAGGGAAGUCGGCGGCGAUCAUCGGCGGAGCGAGCCAGGCGACCGCCGACGUAUUCGGAAAAGUCAUGGAGGCGGUGCUGAAAGCCGAGAUGAACAGGGACCGCCCCCUGGGAGAGGUUGCCUACAACGUCGCGCCAGCACUCCAGAGGACCGCCCUUGAUAGGGUCUAUCCAGGGGGGAAUGCUGGAGUAGAUGCCGACGUUAUCGCUAGAGCGACGGUUGAGACGAUGGCGUUUUGGGGAAUGUGCCCCGUCGCCGGGCCGAAACUAAGAGCGAGGGACAUCGCGGUGCCGAUUGACGCGCAGAUGAAGGCCGAUCUUGACAACAGGGGGAGGAAGGGUCUGAGGGGCAAGAAGGGGACGAAGACCAAGGGCGGCACGGAGAAGGGCAAGAUGUCGAAGAAGGACAGCACGACGGCCUAG
Messenger RNA from Closterium sp. NIES-65, 4026 nucleotides. The record is from the annotation of a GenBank genome assembly. Lineage: Eukaryota; Viridiplantae; Streptophyta; Zygnematophyceae; Desmidiales; Closteriaceae.